This is a messenger RNA of Monosiga brevicollis MX1, 5412 nucleotides long. RefSeq lists its product as uncharacterized. The record is from RefSeq and is a predicted model, not a curated record. Gene Ontology annotation, molecular function: protein binding; transmembrane receptor protein tyrosine kinase activity; ATP binding. NCBI's taxonomy places the organism in Eukaryota, Choanoflagellata, Craspedida, Salpingoecidae. Gene Ontology annotation, cellular component: signaling receptor complex. Bases 1 to 5412 code for a protein of 1803 amino acids. Gene Ontology annotation, biological process: protein phosphorylation; positive regulation of kinase activity; multicellular organism development. The transcript is spliced from 5 exons.
AUGGCGACCCUUGAGCCGGACCACACAUACUCUUGCCUGCUUGGCUGCUUGUCACUGGUCUUGUCCGCUGGAGCAUCGGGCCUGCGCGCUGCCAUCGUGAUUGGCCGCUGUCCUCGGGAUGAUCAUAGCUUACCCCCCUUGCCCAAAAAAUAUGCGUUACUCAUCCAGGUGACACUUUGGCUGGUGGUCGACACCACCAACAUCCCCCACCCCGUCUGGACCACACCGCUGUUUAUCCCACGCAAACAACCUGCAUCUGACGCAAAUCCCUUGCCAGCGCUUAUCCACCACCCAACACCAACGCCUCGCAGCAUUUCCUCUCGUGUCUUCCACCCAGGCUGCCUCGCUCACUCGGUCAUUGCCUGUUGGUCGUUGACCGGCCCGCAUCUCGGGGAAAGGCAUCGCCACCUAGUGCCGCACCCUGACAGUGCCCGGUGGCUCCUGUUGUCCUUGCCAUAUCGCCCUUCUUGGGCUCGCGACCAGAACAGUCUGUCCGCCUUGGCCUCGUCGGCCGGCGCGCUCGUCGCGAUGGUCGCGCCACUGCGCCUUUCGGCGUCCAGCCUCUUGCUAUUCUUGAGCCUUGCUCCUGCAGUAGCUUUGGCCUUGAACAUCAACAGGGCUGACCUGAUCCUCAGCGACGUUGGCCCAUGCGAGCUAACCCUGCAAUUUGAUGGCUCGGUUUCCGCUACCGAUGUACACCUCGAGCAAAUGAUCUUGACAGAGGGCUGGUAUGCCCCACCUCAGACCGUCGUUACCUCCGGCCCUCGACGAGUCGAUGCACAAACGCUGUCGGCCAACCUGGAUUGUGUGUCCCACGCGCUCAACCCAGCGUCGCACAGUUAUACCCUAAGCUUUUCUCCAGCGCUGCACGCUGACCUUCCCGCUGGCAACAGCACACUUAUCGUCAACCUCACACGCACGGCCGAAGCCCCACUGCGCUUGCCCGCUAAUAUCUGCACCCGCCUCGUGACCGAGGGGCCCGCCACGAAGGACAUCACCAUCACCACCCUGGCCCAGGCUCAAGAUAUGGCCCGCCGACGUUGUACGGGCUUUUUUGGCGCCUUGACCUUUCGCAAUCUAACGCUGAGUCCUGCAGACUGGCGUGCCCUGCUCAUGCCGCUUCGCCUCGUCGAGGGCUCUCUGCGCUUCGAAGCAACCCCCGGCCUGCAAGUCGAGGCCCUCGGUGGCUUGCAAUGGCUUGCUGCGCGCGGCCCUUAUCAUCAGGAUGAGCGCGGAACGUACGGUCUGCGCAUCAACAACGUGCCGGGUUUUGUCGUGACCGACGGCCUCCGGCUCCUUUCUCUGCGUACUGGCCAGCGCAUCGUCGUCAUUGGCUCAGAGGCGGCACAGUGCCCGCCGGCCGACAAUGAAGCCCUUCAGGCCUGGAUUCUCAGCGCCCCGCUCGUGGACCUGCGCUACAACGUCAGCGCCUGUGUCGAUACCAGCGAGGAUAGCAACUGCGCAGGCGCUGUGGACGAACUCACCGGCCUGUGCCGCCACUCGGUCACCGACAAGUCCGUGUGUCCCGGCGGCAUUAUCACGUCCCUGGCUGACCUGGCACCCUAUUCCGACUACUUGUGCACGGUCAUCGACGGGUCCCUGAAGAUCCUGGGCCCCCUCGAGUUUGCAGAGCACGAAUUGGGCGUCCUGGCCCGCGUUGAGCACGUGUUGGGCGGCGUCAUUGUUCAGGAUGCCCCCUCACUCGUCAGCCUCGACUUUCUGCAAUCGCUACGCACAGCUAACAUGGUAACAGUGACCGACAACGUCAAUCUCCUCGACCUGCGACUUCCGCUUCUGAAGAAUACCAUCCCCAUGGUCCUCACCAGCAACCCCCGUCUCUGCCACAAUGUUUCGCGGGUCCUCGAAAGCGCCUCGUGUGGCAUAGUUGACGUUUCCGCCCGCAUUCGGUGCCCCGCACUUGCCGCCGCCUCCUACAACCAAGAGUCGCUCUUGGUUUUGCUCGAACAGCAGCUGUCCUGGCCUCGCUCCAACAUUGUUCUUCUGCCAUCCUUUGGCACAGACACGGACGUCGGAGCCGUCAUUGAAGUGACGCUGGUUGCUUCGAUGGGUGAUUCGCAGAUGCUCCGCCGUGCGUUCCAAGAUCUGCUUGACACAGGCGCCUGGGAUCGCGCCGCUGCUCUCUUGCCCAGCGGCCAAACCCUUGUUGGUGCUCUCUUCCUCCAGGCCCCGCACCGCACCCCAAAUGCCGCCUCAGCGGGGUCGGGUAUUGUUCUGAGCGCGCAGACUGCCAGCACCGGCGCCCUCAUCUCGUGGGAACUCGGUGGGCUGGCCCCUGACUCGCAGGCGAGCUUUGUGCUGCAGGUACAGCCCCGCGUUUCAGACACCCUGGUGGACGAGCUGACCGCCUACGCCUUCACCGCCGACCUGGCCUUGGACAGUUACGACGUCGUGUUCUCCCAAGUUCGUGCUGCCCUGACAGCCGGCAUGCCCGGUUUUGAUAUCAGCCUCGCAUCUACAAGCCAGACAUUUUUCUUGCUGCGCAGUUGCGAUGCCAUCAUCGAUGGCGAGACUGUGGCCAUUCAACAGACGUGCUUGGACAUGGACCUAGCCUAUGACCUGCGCGUUCUGGGCUUUGUCGACGGCUCUGCUGUAGCAAGCGACACCAUCACCAUCCAGCUGGCGGACCCUGCCCUGCGUGUGCGCAACGUGAGCCUGCAUGCCACAGGGCCGUCCGCCCUCACAGUACACUGGGCACCGCCGGUGGCGGCUGACCGUACCGCGGGAUACGAGGUCUUCAUCCGGUACGCUGGUGUCGACAGCAACGGUGCCAUGUACCUCCUCGAUGCUGCCCAAAUUACCGCAGGCACCUCCAACCCCACCGCCUUUGGUGUCCAGGAGCUUCUGCUUGAUGGCUCUCGCCAGCGCCUCGUCAUCAAUGACCCAACCGCCACGAACCUCGAGUUGAAUGGCUGCUAUUUCAAUUAUCACGCCAAUGCCACCACGUGCUUGGCCCCCUUCACCGUUUAUGUCGUCGGGGUCCGCCCGGUCGAUGGCACCAGCAAGGGUGUCACGAGCUAUUUUGUCGGCACCACCGGAGCAGACAUGACGCUGUCCGAGCCGCCGGCCUGGUCCAUGGCCUCAGAGACCCCCGUCGAGGUGCAAGGCCGCUCCGCCACCCUUCGUUUGCAGCGUCCGGUCAACAUGCCGGCGGUCGCCACCCGUGUUCAGGCCGUUGUGACUGGUCCGUACGGAGAGCGUGUGAUGAGUCGUGAUAUCAUUGACCCUUUGGCCCACCACGUCAACCGAUACAACGAAUCCAUGGAACUGGCCCUGGAUCAUUUGGCCCCCUACUCCAACCAUACCAUCAGCCUCAUGUUUGUUGAUGACAUGGGCGUGGUCAGCGCCAGCCGCAGCGUCUCCAUCCUCACUGCGCCCGGUGCCCCAGACGCCGUUGCAUCCGUGUCAGCAAUGAUCGAGGACGAUGGCCGUCUUCGCGUGACUUGGUUGCCUCCGGUUGUCACCCCUGGCCCCCUCGUGUGGUACGAAGUCCUGGCCAAUUUUGAGAACGAAACCGAGACAGGCGAGCUGGUGCACAAUGGCACGGCCACCAGCAUCACCAUUGCCGCCAGCCUGGCUCAAUCACAGAUUGCCGUGCGGGCUGUGACGCCCGAGGGUGUGUCCAACUUUGAGACGACGCGAGCCACCCUUGCCAGUGGUCAGCAGGAACUGCCCGUCAGCUACAUGACCUUGGGCCUGGCAGUGGGUGGUGCCGUGCUAUUGCUCGCCGUGGUGGGCUUUGUCCUGCGGCGUCGCCUGCGAAGCCUGCGCAAGGCCGCAGAGGAUGAGUGGCGCGUGCCCGAGGCGGAUGAAUUUGAGUACCCGCGCGAGCGUGUGCGCUUGGGCCGCCAGCUUGGAUCGGGCGCCUUUGGCAUGGUCUUUGCGGGUCACGUCACGGACAUUCGCGAAAUCUCGGGUGAGGUUGCCGUUGCGGUCAAGCUGUGCUCCAGUAAGGCUGCCAAGGAGAAGAACGACUUUUUGGAAGAAGCCAACUUGAUGAAACGCUUUGCCAAGCCUUGGCAUCCCAACGUGCUGCGUCUCUUGGGUGUGGUCACGCAGGAAGAACCCAUGAUGAUUAUCUUGGAGAACAUGGCCAAUGGUGAUCUGCUCGGGUUCCUGCGCGGAGCACGCCCUCCGGCACCCGGCCAAGACGCGGCCUUGACAAUGACUGAUCUCGUCUACAUGGCAGCCGACGUGGCCAGCGGCAUGGCCUUUUUGGCUCAAGGCAACUUUAUCCACCGCGACCUUGCCGCACGCAACUGCCUCGUGGCAGAGGACAUGGUCGUCAAAGUGGCCGAUUUUGGCCUCUCUCGGGCGCUCAAUUACUCAGACUAUUAUCGAAAGAAUGGCCAAGCCCUGCUGCCUGUGCGAUGGAUGUGUCCCAUGGCUUUGUGUGAGGGCAAGUUUACCACGGAUACAGACGUCUAUAGCUUUGGUAUUCUUCUGUACGAGUUGUUCACCCUGGGUGCCCUGCCCUACACGGACAUGAGCAACCAACAGGUGUUUGAGCAGGUUGUGGCUGGUUACCGAAUGGAGCAGCCCCAGGGCUGCCCGGACGUGAUUUAUAAGAUCAUGUGGGAAUGCUGGCGCCUUUCGGAUCGCCCGUCUUUUGAGAACUUGGAGGAGCGCUUGAUGAAUAUUGGUCGUAGGUUGGAAGAUGGCGACCUCACCGUCCUAUCCAGCUCACAACAGACGGCGCCCAGUGCCUCACUUGGCGCCGGUCUGCCCCCGACGCUGGUGGAUGAGAUCACGGGUAUGCCCAUGGGUGAAGACUCUGCGCAGUCAUACACCGCCAUGGAUGGCAGCAAGCCAGCCUCUGCUGUUGAUUACAGCAAGUAUGAGGACAUGGCAGAUGCACACGUGCCUCUACAGCCGGUGGCUCCGAGUCCCAAGAGCACCUUGACGCGCCACACGCGUGGUGCUCGCUCAGAUGUUCGUGCAGCGCAAUUUAACGCAGACGAUGAGGAGCUACAGCAUUUGGAACGCCUCAGGGAUGAAGGUCCUGCGCCCACGAGUCAGCCCACGAAACGACCUGAUUACGUGGUCACGAUGGAUACGUAUUCGCAAGUGCGACCGCCGGUGCCAGCGCCGCCCUUGCGCCGCAACCCAACACAGCAACGCCUGCCCCCCAUGCCUCCCCGUGUGUCUGACAACAAUCAAGGACAGCUUACGCGGCCAUCACAGCUCAACCCUGGCGCGAAGGCCUUUUUGGACUCGCAGCACCGCUCGACAUCUGGAGCGUCGCAGGGCUACGAUGACCCCAACUCUUUGUUUGCAGCUAUUCGAGACCGUGUUCAUUCGCGCAGCAAAACGCCGGGCUCGCGGCACUCUUCCCUUGGCGAUGUCCGAUCCCAGCACUCGGCCAGUUCGCGCGUCUCCACGUCGGCUCUUUGA